Messenger RNA from Carassius carassius (crucian carp), 2448 nucleotides. RefSeq lists its product as uncharacterized. Bases 1 to 2448 code for a protein of 815 amino acids. The record is from RefSeq and is a predicted model, not a curated record. Gene Ontology annotation, molecular function: ubiquitin-protein transferase activity. NCBI's taxonomy places the organism in Eukaryota, Metazoa, Chordata, Actinopteri, Cypriniformes, Cyprinidae. The transcript has 13 exons. Gene Ontology annotation, cellular component: nucleus.
AUGGGGAUUUUGAAGAGGCUGAUUGUCUUCCCCACCACAGAUGACCUGGACGCAGUGGAAGCAGCUUUUCUUCUGGCCCUGGAAGUGAGUCCUGCCUUUGUGCCAGAUGUUGUUGCAUUCUGUGCAGUGCUCCACAACCUCCUUCUUCUGAAUGGAGACAUUGUUGAUCCAGAAGUUGUGGAAGAUCAUGACGAUGAUACACUGGAACCCCAAAACACAGAAGUCAGCACAGGAGAGCAUGUUCUUGGGAUUCCACAACUUCCCAAAACUGGAGGAUUGCGGCAAUUUUUGCGAUAUCAGACCCACAAACACUUUGGCAGCUGGAGCUCCCGGUCAAGGAAAAGGGCCAAAACACAGUUCCACGAUACAUUCAACAAAGAUGUCAUCCUUCUUCCAAUGCCAUCAAGCAGUGUUGUUGUCAAGCAUCGCAUAAAGCAACAGUUACAUGAACAAGGACAUAUAUUGAAUGGAUUUGAAUUCCAGAAACCCUGGGACCAUAGGACUGUCACUGAACAAAUAAGCGAUGCCUUUGGAGAAAAGCUCUCUGCUAAUGUGAGCAUAGAGUUUCUGAUGGCAUGUGGCCACAAAUUGAUUACACCCAAACUGCGUGCUGGACAGGAGCUGGAUGCGAGUCUCAUACAUAAAGUAUAUAAAUCAAAAGCCCUGUACAUUAGACCAUCAAAGCCAAUUUUGGUAGAAGAGGACAGCUAUUGCAGUGAAGAAAGCAACUGUGAGGAAAACAGUGGUUCAGCGAGGCAGCUGCGCUCCUCAUCUUUAACACAAAAUAGACACUCUGACAGUUUCACCAGUCUAAUGGCCUCUGGCUCCCCACCGAACUGUACUCUUGAAGUUCAACCUUUUGCCUCAUCACAUGUGUCUGGUGCAUUAUUCUCUCAAACUUCUGCCUUGACCAAUCAAAGAAGUAACUCACCCAACAACAGCAGCAAUUCGACAAGCUAUUUGUCUAGUCAACUGCCAGUGUGCUCACUGGAAAUCUGCCCUUCCACCAGUCAGCCUAUUACCUCAUCAUUUAGAGGAACUAUUUCAGUUAAUCCGCCUCUGGUGGAUCUUACUGGCCAAAGUUUCUCAAGCUCACCCAACCAGAGCAGCAGUUUCGCAUUAGCCUCUACCUCAACACACCAUCAAUCAGGGAACUAUGAUAGCUACCUUUCAGUAAUGUCUGCACUCUCUGACAUGUCUUCUGAUGAUGAGGAGUUAAACCAGGCCAUACUAGCAAGCCUGCAGAGUGAAAGGUUAGUCAAAAUGCAGUUGUUUUACAAGAUUAAUUUGCAAGAUCUUGCAACAAAAAUCAACCAUCAGAAGAAAUGCAAGUUUAAUAUUAACCGAUACACAGUCCUGGAUGGAGCCAUCAGAGGUUUUAAACGAGGAACAUACGAUCCAUGUCACACUAUUUCUGUCAGGUUUUCUGAAUAUAUGGGCAUACCUGAGGAGGCUGUGGACUUAGGUGGACCAAGAAGAGAAUUUCUAAGACUUCUAAUAGAGGCUUUGCUGCAAUCUCCAAUGUUUGAGGGAGACGAAGAUAAAAUGAACUUGGCCCUUGACAGUACUGCCAUGAGAGAGGACUGGUACUUCAUUGCAGGCAGAGCUAUAGCAGUAAGCCUUGUACACGGCGGUCCUCAGCCAGGCUUUCUGUCCCCAACUCUGUUCUCUUCCCUUGUUGAUGGCCCAGAAUUGGCUAAGCCAGGUUUAGAAGAUAUUUCAGAUAAAGACCUGCAUGAAAAAAUUAAAAGGAUCACUGAGAGUAAAUCAUUUGAAGAGCUGCUAGCAUCAACUGAGCCACUUGAGGAGUAUUUGGCCACUGCUGGCUGCCUGAGGCCGCUGCGGAGGAUGGAAGACAAGAAUCAGCUUGUAGAUGACAUCCUGAUGUUCCAAGUGAUACACAGAGUGCGUGGUCCUUUUGAGAGAUUUCGGGAUGGACUGAAAACACUUGGUGUGCUGGACAAAAUACAAGCUCACCCAGAGAUUUUUCGCCCCCUUCUAUGCUGGUCUCCUACAACCCUCACAGCUGAUCUGGUUGAUAACCUCUUUACCAUUCGCCUAUCUCCAGUUGGCAGCAAUAGAAGGCAUACUGAAGAAGUUUUUGUCCCUUUCUGGAGAGACUACCUUACAGAUGCAGAAGAUCAAGAAGGAACACAGAAGCUGGAAACAAUUCUUGCCUUUGCCACUGGAGCCAAUACUGUUCCACCAAUUGCCUUCUCUCCACAACCUUCAGUUGAAUUUCUUCACCGAGAGCAUGAAGCAGAAAGAUAUUUUAGAUUUAGAGGUAAUGGAGAUGUUAAGUCCCUUUGCAACAUCGCUGUUCUGCUGAUUGGCCGGGUCACUGGGCUCGGCUCCUCAGCAAAGACUUGGGUGCGAGUUGCUCCAAUGACACAGUGUACCAUUGGCUCGUUUUGUAACCACUCAAAGGUGAUUGGGCUCCCGGGUUAA